AUGGAGCGUCGCAUGUCCUGGUCAUUCCGGUCAGGGGCACCAGUGAUAGGGCUUGUGGCUGCGGUUCUGUUCGUCUCAUGCUCGAGCGGCCUAUGGAGGAGUGAAGCAGCCGGAACACUAAUAACACCACAAUGUGAUAAAAAUGAGGAGAUGACCACUUGUACCUGCGGAUCGGAGGCAAAAUCAAAAACAGGAGCAGACGGAACGGGUAGCGGCGUAACUCUGUCUGAAUCGAGCAACGGAAUCGCCAUUCAGUGUCCCAAAGGAAACUUCGAAUUUGUGCCUUCCGAACCAACUAAGGUAUGCACUGCAGCUGAACAAAACGAUCUGCAAACGUGUCAAGACCAAAGCAACAGCAAGACUUCCCCCAUCCAAGACUUCCUUGCCCACUUCACCGACAACAACGUACCACAGUGGACAAAGACCGAAGGAGCACACCGCACAACAGACGACCAUUCUCUAGCGUUUCCCACAGAAAAUUUCCCUCUUGUCGACAAAAGCUUCUUCGUCGGUUGCAGGCAAACAAGCCCAGACAACGGUAGCGCUAAACAGUGCGUGGUGAAUGUAAGCGUCAAGGCCAGGACCUCGGCUGUGAAGAACGGUGUCCUCAUUUGCGCGUACGGCAACGAGAGCAACGAGUCCGUUCCAGAAGUAACAUUGAAUUCCCAGAACAACUCGCUGACUAUCCAAUGUGGCAGUGAGGGGCAGAUGGAGCCGACUCAGGAAUCCUUGACAGCCUACCACUGCUCCGGCUCCAACGCAGAUGAGUGCACGAUCGUGAACCUUACUGAGGUCAUGCCGGACUUCACAUCGAGCUGGUGGACAACGGAUUCGAACAGUGCUAACGCGCCUAAACUGGUGAUUCCGGAAGACGGCUUUCCUGCCCAAGAGGAAACGAUUGUGUUGGGUUGCAACCAAAAGGUCACCGGAACUUCGAAGGCUCCCGCCGGUGAUCAAACCGCAGCUGCGGGGCUGCCGACCUGCACGGUGAAGGUGACGCUCGGUGCCCAGACCUCCGGUUCACAAGCCUCGAACGUUUCCUUCCACAGAUUUUUCGGUCUGAUAUCAGUUCCGCUCGUCCUGUUUGCCACAUACUGA
This is a messenger RNA of Neospora caninum, 1098 nucleotides long. Its product is annotated as srs domain-containing protein. Gene Ontology annotation, cellular component: membrane. Lineage: Eukaryota; Apicomplexa; Conoidasida; Eucoccidiorida; Sarcocystidae. The record is from RefSeq and is a predicted model, not a curated record. The coding region runs from base 1 to 1098 and encodes 365 amino acids. The transcript has a single exon.